Messenger RNA from Echinops telfairi (small Madagascar hedgehog), 2904 nucleotides. RefSeq names its product secretion associated Ras related GTPase 1A (gene SAR1A). Gene Ontology annotation, biological process: intracellular protein transport; vesicle organization; membrane organization. Bases 109 to 705 code for a protein of 198 amino acids. NCBI's taxonomy places the organism in Eukaryota, Metazoa, Chordata, Mammalia, Afrosoricida, Tenrecidae. The record is from RefSeq and is a predicted model, not a curated record. Gene Ontology annotation, cellular component: endoplasmic reticulum exit site; COPII vesicle coat. The transcript is spliced from 7 exons. Gene Ontology annotation, molecular function: GTP binding; GTPase activity.
GGCAAGUAGCUGGCGGUCCUGGUUAUUUCUGUUCUGUGUGCUCUGAGGCAGGGUCCAGGCCGCCCGUCGCCGCCGGAGCAGCCCCUCGGGCCGCAGUAAGCGUUGAUAAUGUCUUUCAUCUUUGAGUGGAUCUACAACGGCUUCAGCAGUGUGCUCCAGUUCCUAGGACUCUACAAGAAAUCUGGAAAACUUGUGUUCUUGGGUUUGGACAAUGCUGGCAAAACCACGCUUCUACACAUGCUUAAAGAUGAUAGAUUGGGCCAGCAUGUGCCCACCCUCCAUCCGACAUCAGAAGAGCUGACAAUUGCUGGAAUGACUUUUACAACGUUUGAUCUUGGUGGGCAUGAGCAAGCACGUCGGGUUUGGAAAAAUUAUCUUCCUGCAAUUAAUGGAAUUGUAUUUCUGGUGGACUGUGCAGAUCAUUCUCGUCUCAUGGAAUCCAAAGUUGAGCUUAAUGCUUUAAUGACUGAUGAAACAAUAUCCAAUGUGCCAAUCCUUAUCUUGGGUAACAAAAUUGACAGAGCAGAUGCAAUCAGUGAAGAAAAACUCCGUGAGAUAUUUGGGCUUUAUGGACAGACCACAGGAAAGGGGAACGUGACUCUCAAGGAGCUGAACGCCCGCCCCAUGGAAGUAUUCAUGUGCAGUGUGCUCAAGAGGCAAGGCUAUGGCGAAGGCUUCCGCUGGCUCUCCCAGUACAUUGACUGAUGUUUGGACAGUGAAAAUAAACAAGUUUUACUUCUCUGGACUGAUCCUAUUCACAGCUUCCUCAUGAACUUUUCUAAUAGGACAAGAAAAGCUCUUCCACCAUGUUUGGCGUUGAGAAGCCACGAAUCUCUUGUCAGCUCUCUCAUCGCCCAGUGGUGACAUGUGCUCUUCUCCACACUGGUGGGAGGUGAUGCUGCCCCACAUGCUGGUGCAGGCCAGCCACCCGGGACUUGGAAGCUGGCAGGGUUUGCCGGGUAACGCUGUGUGCCCCUCCUGUGGCGCCUGAAAGGAAAAACACGUCUCACCACUGUGGUUGAUAUAAACAGAAAGCGAUUCUAUUUUUUAAGGAAAGUGCUGUUACUUUAAUUGGUGUCCCUCCUAACUUUUUGAGUUCACAGUUCACUUGGUCCAGAGUUGCUGUUUUUUUUAAUCCAGUGAAUGGCUUCUAGGUGUUCAUAAAAUAAUGAAAGAGGCUGGAGCUUAGUCAGGUGAACUCACUCCUGUUGAACUGGGGGUUGUGAGCGAAGCCCCCUGAGCUUUGGCGGGUGGCAUCUCUGUUUGCAGGUAACUAGACAAGUGGCAGCAGCCUAGCCUAGCUUGCAGCAGGCUUUCACCGGCGAGCACAGGCCGUUCCUCUCACAGAAUGUGUAGCUGAUGGUUUGCUGAGGAGUUAAUUAUAAGAGCGGGUUAUCAUUGUUAUUUUUACUUAGAAAGUUCUACAUUUCAGCCAGUGUUUGCUUUUAUACUGUCAUGAAAUUCCAUUCAUGCCUAUAGUACCUUUUCCCAUUUUCAGUUGUAAAGUGACUUGCCUCAAGAGUUGGCAUCAAUUCUAGGUUCCCCACGCUAUGGAUGGCAGUUACAUUUGCACAGGUUCAGGGGUGUGGUGUAUGGGGUUUUCUGAGUUGGACAGUUACACAGAGCAAAGGUCACGGCCUGAGGGUCCUUACUUCUGCUAAGGACCUACAAUACGAUAACGUAGCACAUUUCAACCUUGGAAAGAGGUACUCAGGCUUUAAAGCUCCUCCUCCAGAAUUUGGUCUCCUGAUUGUGUUGCUGAGACCUCCCUCCCCCCAAGCGCUGUUCUCAUCUCUGAGCGCACUUCUCUAGCAGUGUCCUGGUUGUGUGUUUUCAGCAGUGGUUAGCAGCUGUAGCUCUCCCAAUUUUAUUUUAUUAUCAUUUUUUUACACUUGAAAUUUGCCCUUUGUCCAAUUCAGAAGUAAACCGGGAGAAACAACCUGGUGUAGGGCUGUGCCUCUUGGGUCAGCAUCAUGUUCCGUCAGGAGACGCCUAGUGGAAGAGAUGCAGGCCUAGAAUUGUGCUUUCACAAUCUUCACCUAUAUUCCCCCCUUGGGGUAAAAGAUGAAGUGGUAGGAGAUGGGAGGCUGGCUUCCUUUUUCCUUUAAUGAAAGAUUAUAAUUUCAAAAUUGCUAAUGGUGGUGAUAACGCUUACUUGCGGAGGAUGGAACAGUGGAUUCUUGGCUUCUGACGUGAAGGCAGACGAGUGUGGGCUCACAUAUUCCUGUGGACGGGACUCCUCCUGAACUGGAUUUCCCCUUCUUCGUCUUCAGUUGGACUUAGUGGGAAAGCAUACUUUUUCACUGCCCAGUACCCAAUGCAGACACCUGAUGGUGCAGUCUGAUGAGAGCAUGCAUUUCGCCGGACUGCAGGCUAGAUGGUUGCUCUGGAAAGGAGUUAAAGCCUUACGUGAACAAAUCUAGCUAACUGACCGAACUAGGUAGCUGACCUCUAUCCUUUGUUUCCUUUGGCUAAGAGUCCAUACUUCUCUCUGCAGAGACACGUGAAGUAUGGUUGCUUCAGUGUUCAUUUUCUUGCUUGUUUUGGGCCGUCUUUGUCCCUAAUAAGAAUGGGUUCUAGAUAGGGCAGCUCUUUGUGAAAGUGGUUCAUUCCAGCCACUGGAGAAAGAGGAAUUGAAAAGUCAAGCUGCGCCUGUCUAUUUCUUGCCCCACUGAACACCAUUCCUAUAAGAAGGUAGCUGAAAGAAACAGCCGUGAGGAGCGCUGCUGCUCCGUCCAUAGAGUAGGAUCAGAGCUUUGUACAGGAACACCUUUGAAUUGAGAGUUUCUUUUCAUUCUGUUUUCACAGAGUGCAUACAUGUCCUAUUUCAGGAACAGUCCAGUAGUCAUUUGCAAACAAAAGUCAGUCUGUAUCCUAAACAUUUUAAUAAAAAGUUAAAACAAA